Ochotona curzoniae (black-lipped pika) is the source of this 2015-nucleotide messenger RNA. It is a transcript of the gene NEK2, whose product is annotated as NIMA related kinase 2. Gene Ontology annotation, molecular function: ATP binding; protein kinase activity. Bases 73 to 1410 code for a protein of 445 amino acids. The transcript has 8 exons. Gene Ontology annotation, biological process: protein phosphorylation. The record is from RefSeq and is a predicted model, not a curated record. NCBI's taxonomy places the organism in Eukaryota, Metazoa, Chordata, Mammalia, Lagomorpha, Ochotonidae.
GUCCAGCUGGCUUGAGGGGGCUCCGGAGCCCGACCUGCGGGGGGCAGCGCGAGUCCGGAGGCGGGCCUGGCCAUGCCGUCCCGGGUGGAGGACUACGACGUGCUGUACACCAUAGGAACGGGCUCCUAUGGCCGCUGCCAGAAGGUCCGCAGGAAGAGCGACGGCAAGGUAUUGGUCUGGAAAGAGCUUGACUACGGUUCCAUGACGGAAGCCGAGAAACAGAUGCUGGUUUCGGAAGUGAAUCUGCUGCGUGAGCUCAAACACCCCAACAUCGUGCGCUACUACGAUCGCAUCAUCGACCGGACCAACACGACACUCUACAUUGUCAUGGAAUAUUGCGAAGGGGGGGACCUGGCCAGCGUCAUUGCAAAGGGAACCAAGGAGAGACAGUACUUAGAGGAAGACUUUGUGCUUCGGGUGAUGACGCAGUUGACGCUGGCCCUGAAGGAGUGUCACCGGCGAAGUGACGGUGGCCACACGGUGCUGCAUCGGGACCUGAAGCCAGCCAACGUGUUCCUGGAUGGCAAGCAGAACGUUAAGCUUGGCGACUUCGGGCUGGCCAGGAUCUUAAACCAUGACACGAGCUUUGCAAAGACUUUUGUGGGGACACCUUAUUACAUGUCGCCUGAACAGAUGAAUCGCAUGUCAUACAAUGAGAAGUCAGACAUCUGGUCCCUGGGCUGUCUGCUGUAUGAGCUGUGCGCGCUGAUGCCUCCAUUUACAGCUUUCAACCAAAAAGAACUAGCUGGAAAGAUCAGGGAAGGCAAAUUCAGGCGAAUUCCAUACCGUUACUCAGAUGAAUUGAAUGAUAUUAUCACGAGGAUGUUAAAUCUGAAGGAUUACCAGCGGCCUUCUGUGGAGGAAAUCCUCGAGAGCCCUUUGAUUGCAGACCGGGUCGCAGAAGAGCAAAGGCGGACCCUGGAGAAAAGAGGGCGGCGAUUAGGAGAGCCGGAGAAAGUGCAGGACUCCAGCCCCGUCUUCAGUGAGCUGAAGCUAAAGGAGGUGCAGCUGCAGGAGCGAGAGCGAGCCCUCAAAGCCAGAGAGGAGCAACUAGAGCAGAAGGAACGUGAGCUCUGUGUCCGGGAGAGGCUGGCGGAGGACAAGCUGGCCCGCGCGGAGAGCCUGGUCAAGAACUACAGCUGGCUAAGGGACCAAAAGCUCGUGUCCCUGGGGAGCCACGCAGACCUCCUUGACCUCCCAUCCUCAGUCAUCAAGAAGAGAGUUCAUUUCGGUGGGGAAAGCAAAGAGAACAUCACAAGGAGCGAGAACGCCGAGAGCCACCUCACGUCCAAGUCCAAGUGCAAGGACUUGAAGAAAAGACUGCAUGCUGCCCAGCUGCGGGCCCAGGCUCUGGCAGAUAUCGAAAAAAAUUACCAGCUGAAGAGCCGGCAGAUCCUGGGCAUGCGCUAGCCUGGCAGGGCCCGUGGCUGCGUGCAGGUACAGUCCUGCCGGUUGGCACUGCUGGCGUGGUUCCGUGAGCCGUGCGUUUGUGCAGAACGAGCGUGAAUUUGGAAUUUGAAAUGUGGAACGGCUGUGUUGUUGUUCAGCUAUUGUACAAAAUACCUGUCCUAUUUCUUUGUUUAAGAGCUCUUGAUAGAAGGAUGUUAUUCUUUGUCGGUUGGGCAUUUAAGCCUGUGUGGUAUUGCUGCUUAGGAACAUUCUAGAUCUCAGGGGAAAGUAAUGUCAGGAAAAAAAGGUUUUUACCCGGGAGUGAUGCUUACUGGGAAAUCUUAAGUGACUGAGUGAUGUGCUAAACAAUUGUCAUGUCUAGAUUUAAAAUUUUAAGUCUGACUUUUAAAUGUUUUUGAACUUAGAGAACUUAAAUGAAUGGAUUUGGGUCAUCACAGCAGGCAUCCUUUUUAUGAAUCUUCCAUUGUGAUACAAACCUGCUAUAUUUGUGAAAAUUCAUCACUGUGAUAUCUGUGUUUUAUUUCUUCCUAUUCUUUUCUGUUGUAUAUGAACUUGCUGGCGUUCACCCACCUGUUUCCCACUAAAUAAAAGAACUGUCGUUUUGC